Messenger RNA from Symbiodinium sp. CCMP2456, 879 nucleotides. The record is from the annotation of a GenBank genome assembly. Lineage: Eukaryota; Dinophyceae; Suessiales; Symbiodiniaceae.
AUGGGCGAGGACGGAAACAGAAGCAAAAAAAGCUUCAAGCCCUACCACUCGAAGAUAGUUCCUCGAUCUUCAAUCCUCGAGGCUGCGUGUGGCGACGAGCCAGUGACCACAUUGAUGCUGAGAAACAUCCCCAACAAGUACACGCAGAACAGCUUGAUGCAGGAGAUUUGCGCACGUGGUUUCCGCGGUGCCUUUGACUUCUUCUACCUACCAAUGGACGUGCACAAUCGAAGCAAUGUCGCUUACGCCUUCUUGAACUUCAUUUCUCCAACAGAGGCCGAGAACUUCCGAAACGAGUUCCACGGUCGGCAGUUCCACAGGGUCAGAAGUCGCAAGGUGGCCGCGGUUUCCAACGCCCAUCUACAAGGUCUGGAAGCGAACCUGCAGCAUUUCGAGCACCGGGUCGUGCUUCUGUCUAGGAACGAUCAGUAUCGACCAGUUGUUUUCCGGAACGGUCACCGAGUCAAGUUCGAGGAUGCGUUGAACGAGGUUCGAGCGAAGCAGCAAUCCGCUGCGGCAACUGCCGCUUUGGAGUCAUCAGCCAAGGUGGCUUGCCAUACCGGUGAUGCUCUGAGAGUGGAUCUGCAGGAAAACUUGCGCAUCCUGUUGGAGGCGAGAAUGCACGAGGCACUCAUCCAGCUGCCUAUCUGCGGAGUAAAGCCCGACUUCUCGAGUUUUUCAAGUGGAAUCCAGGAGGGCAGAUCCCAUCUUGCACAGCAGGUGGGGCUGAACGACAUGGAUCUGUCAAGGCCUGGCCAGAUCGCCUCGGAACUUAUCCAGAGCGAUGGCUGGCAUUGCAACAGGUUUUUGGCAAGCUCACUUGGGCCCGUGGGCCAGGAGCUCCAGGAUUUCCCCGAUCCUUGCAAAUUUUGGCUUUAA